AUGACAGGGGAAGACGAGCCUAUUCGAGUCUUGAUCGCCGGCGCAGGCAUCGCAGGUCUUGCAACGGCUAUAUCACUAACACGCAUAUCAACUCUUCCAAACUUGGAUAUUCAACUAUAUGAACAGGCACCAGAACUGUUGGAGAUAGGCGCUAGUAUUGCGCUCAGUCCAAAUGGCAUGCGCACAUUGGAGAAACUGGGCGUACACAAUGCCCUAACAGAUGAAAUCGGCCACUGGAAAACCGACCAAGUUAUGUCCAUUGACACCCAUGCCAAUGUCCCUGAUCCACGUCAUCAUACUACGCGCUUCCACCGGGGCCAUCUCCACUCUGCUCUGCUCCAACAUGUUCCCAGAGAGUCAAUCCACUUAGACAAGAAGAUUGCGCGCGCAGAAGUCGAACAAGACGGUGUUUCGUUGUAUUUCGAGGAUAGGAGUAGUGCUCACGGAGAUAUUCUCAUUGGGGUAGAUGGGAUUCGAUCGAGUGUUAGACAAUCGUUCAUCCCGGAUUAUAAGCUACGGUUCAGUGGGAAGGUAUUCAUGAGGGCGACAUUUGACGCCUCGUUGGUAGAGGGCAAGAUCCCUGAUUUGCCUGCUGAUUCGAUGCACUGGCGGGGUCCUAAAGACAACUUCUUUGCGUCUCGGCUUGGCAAGGACCAGUAUACGACCGUCGGUGCAUACGAUGACCCACGCUCAGCAGAGGAGGUGGAGAAAAGUAUUGCGUGGGAUCAAGUUGGCAAUGUGGAGUUCUUAAGACAGAGAUACGAGGACUGGAAUCCCACAGUCAAAGCUCUAACGAAGCUCACACCAUCCACAAAUCUGUAUCCCAAUUUCGCGGGCGAUGCUCUCCCAAACUGGGUCUUUGGGUCGCGAGUGACUCUAGUCGGAGACGCAGCCCAUGCCCACGGCGGUGCGUUCGCAGCAGGAGGCUCGCUGGCGCUAGAUGAUUCCCUCGCCCUUGGCCUUGCUUUCAAACAAGUGUUCCAUUUGAGAAAUGCCACGUUCUCGGCUAGAAAUAUCAAGGAGGCAUUGAGGCUAUACAGUCAAGCCAGGCAGCCGCAUACAGAUCGGUUGUUACGUAUCGUGCACAGCCAGAUCGACAAGAAAGGUAUUAUUUUUGCGACAGACAAAGAAGAGGAUGCUGCACUUAUUGCUCGGAUGACUGAUAGGCCGGAUACGGUGUGGCUCUCGGAACACGAUGUUGAAGCUGCGUUCAACGCUGUUGUUGAACUGGAAGGGGCGCAGCGGCAGGUAAGCCUUGUUGAGCCGGCUGGAAAUAUAGGCGGAGAGAUCCAACUCCAGGGAAGUAAGUUAUAG
Penicillium griseofulvum is the source of this 1314-nucleotide messenger RNA. RefSeq names its product Monooxygenase, FAD-binding. The record is from RefSeq and is a predicted model, not a curated record. The transcript has 7 exons. Bases 1 to 1314 code for a protein of 437 amino acids. NCBI's taxonomy places the organism in Eukaryota, Fungi, Ascomycota, Eurotiomycetes, Eurotiales, Aspergillaceae. Gene Ontology annotation, molecular function: FAD binding; monooxygenase activity.